Cherax quadricarinatus is the source of this 2842-nucleotide messenger RNA. Lineage: Eukaryota; Metazoa; Arthropoda; Malacostraca; Decapoda; Parastacidae. The record is from RefSeq and is a predicted model, not a curated record.
AUGUUGAAACAUGCCUACCUCUCCAUCCCGCUUCCCGCCGAUCUCCAGCAACCAAUCGCCGACCAGAACUUCAGAUCAACCACCAUGAUGCAGCCUGCACAGCAUGCCCACGUCAUCCAUAUUCUCAGCCAAGUCCUUGACAACAAAGAUGGCUCCUCCAGCAGACCUCCACGAGGAUCAUAUCCUUCAAGCGGUGGUGUUGGCUCUAAACCCUCACCAGACACUCCUCCAACAUGGACCAAAGUCCUAAUUUUUGGGGAUAACUAUUAUUUAUUUUUUUUAAUUUUCACAUAUAAUUUGCUUCCAUUGGGUGUUUGGCUGGCUACCACCACUCUUCCUGCUCCAUUAUCCUUGGAUUUCUCCAGUGCUCACUCAGAUAAGUGGGGGUUCACGACACGCCGUGGGGACUGUGGGAUGAAGGUAUGUGUAGUUGCGUCUGAAGACUGCCACUCAAUGGGCGAUGCCAUGAGGGACUUGUAUGCAAAAUCGCUCUUGAAGGAUGACUUCUUUCUAGUCCACGGAGAUGUGGUUGCAACCAUUGAUCUGAAAUCUCUGAUGAUGAAGCACAGAGAGCGUCGUAUGGCAGACAAGAGUAUAAUUAUGACGUGCGUUUACCUGAACUGCAACCAAGGGAAUCUGGGAGAUGAGGAAGCGCAAGCUACGCUCAUCACUGAUGCUGUCACAGGGAAGUUGCUGAGUCACCAACGUCCCAGCAAAAACAACACCGCCAAGUUCUUGCUACCAACUGAGCUGUUCCAGAACAGCAGCGACCUGAAAGUGGUGCCUGAAGCUCAUGACCCAAGUAUUGCUGUGUGCUCAGAGGCCGUCCCUUCUCUCUUCUCCGAUAAUUUUGACUACGGAAGUCGAGACAGUCUAAUUCGUGGAGUCAUUGAGCAAGAAGAACUUCUUGGGUAUACCAUCUGCUGCGAGAUUCUCGACUCAGGAUAUGCUACAAGGGUUUCAUCGUUUAAUUUUUAUGAAAAAGUAAGCGGUGAAGUAAUUCGGAGGAUGUCUUAUCCAAUGGUAUCAGAGGUGAGCCUGACCAGCCAUCGCAUCCGUUAUAUGUAUGACACCUUCACCAAUAAUUACUGGGAACCUUCAGCCAAGUUUCACAAAGGCAGUGGUGGCACCAAUGUAGUCGUGGGCGCAGGAUCAGAAAUAAGCAUGACGGCCGAGCUGCAGUGGUCGGUGAUUGGGGAUCACUGCAUUAUUGAAGAUAACGUUAAAGCGAACACAGCUUUCAUCAUGAAUAAUGUCGUCAUCAAGGCUGGUUGUGUCCUGGACCAUUGUUUCCUAGGUGACAAUGUUACACUGGAGGAGAACGUGAGGUUGGCGCCAGGUUGCAUAGUGGGACCCGGUGUGAUCCUAGGUCCAGACAUAACAGUGGCAGCAGCAACUCGCUUGGUGGCCAUACCUCCUGAAGACGAAUUUGACCAACAUCAUGUUAGUCUAGAACCAGAUCCAGUGAUUUGUGGAGCCAAAGGUCGUGCCUUUGUGAUAGAACCAGAGGAGGUGGAAGAGGAUGAAGAAGAAGCACUAAAUGGGGAACUUGUAGAUGAAGAUGAAGAAGAUGAGGUCAGUGAUGAAGCAUCAGAUUCACCUCACAUGAGUGACGAGGAUGAGCAACGUGAGCAUGAGUUCAAGCGUGAAAUGAUGGAGAGUCUUACAAGCUUGCGCGAGUCAUCAGCAUCGGAGAAUGUGGUUUUAGAAAUUAAUGCCUCACGUCAUGCUUAUAACAUGAGCAUGGAAGAUGUCCUCACCACUGUGACUCAGGGCAUCAUCCGUGCAGGUGAGGACAAGAUUUCAGAAGAUUGUAGUGUGGAAAGUUUAUGGCGAACCGUUAAGAUUUCAAUAACAGCUUUUAAGGAUGUUCUUAGAAAUUACAUACGGAAAGCUAGAGACCAAGUUCUUGUUAUGAAUGCCAUAGAGUUGCUGAUGACAGAGUCACCCAGGUACCUACCAGUGGCACAAAAAAUAUUCUUCGAACUCAACCAAAGUUUUGAAAUUCUGGAUGACGAGGUUGUGAUCCAUUGGUUCAAGAAAGGCGGUGCUGCCACCUCUGCUUUUCCUUCACUUAAAAAUGCUAUUGAAAGAUUUGUAGUGUGGUUGGAGCAGGAAGAAGAGAGUGAUGAUAGUGAAGAGCAAGAUGAUUAGUACAUGAACCUUCUCAAGACUGUUAUGCUUCCUUUUCGUGCCAAGUAAAGGGCUCUUGAUUCAACAAAUUAGAGCUACCCUCCCUUAUGACUCACGAAAUUGUAGUAACACUAUUGUAAACAAACAAAGGAACAGGUGGGGGAUUCGAACCCACAGUGAGUGAGUCAUAAAACUCAGCUGAGUGGUUUACACACUGGGCUGGAGUUUCGAGACUCGCCAGAGGUUCAAACCCCACCCGCUCCAUGGUUUACCCUACCUUAGCGUAGAUAAAAUCUAACUGCUCUCCAUUCUCCAAGGUGCUGGUAUGACCUUUAUAGGUUUAGUGCUUCCACAUGAAUAAUAAAAUACUUGCUUUUGACUGUAUCAAAAAUACAUUAGAAAGAUUGAAUUAGCAGUUUCAUAUUUAUGUAUACCAAGAGGUAAAAAAUGAGAAUAUGUUUCUAGGAAAGAAGUGAGCAUAGCAAUUAUUACCACUAAAUUAUAUUUAAGAAAAUGUAAAGUAAUAAUUAUAAACACAUGAAGGUCAUAAAACCCCUGAGGAACAGAAGGUAAAUAAAUCAGAUCCAAAGAAGGGAAAGGUAACUUUUAAGACUUUGAAUUAAGAGGUCUUUAUUGGCAUCAAGAUCUCCAUACCCUUUGAAGAAGACUGUUAUAUACUCCUAAAAAUAAAACUAUUACAAAUAUUCAA